Peromyscus leucopus (white-footed mouse) is the source of this 841-nucleotide messenger RNA. RefSeq names its product complement factor H-like. NCBI's taxonomy places the organism in Eukaryota, Metazoa, Chordata, Mammalia, Rodentia, Cricetidae. The record is from RefSeq and is a predicted model, not a curated record. Bases 12 to 776 code for a protein of 254 amino acids. The transcript has 4 exons.
UCUUUUCAGAAAUGACAUGCAAUCCUCCUCAUAUUCCAAAUGGUUUCUACGCACCUCAGAGGAUCAAACACAGAGCUGAUGAUGAAAUCACAUAUGUAUGUAAAGAGGGCUUCUAUCCUGCAACCCAGGAAACAGUCGUGAAGUGUACAAGUACUGGCUGGAUUCCUGCUCCAAGAUGUGGCUUGAAACCUUGUGAUUUUCCACAAAUCAAAAAUGGACGUCUAUAUGAUGAAGAGAGAUACAGACCCUACUUCCCAGUACCUAUAGGAAAGCGGUUCUACUACCUCUGCAACAGUGGAUUUGUGACUGAUUCCAGGGAACACUGGGGCUUCAUUCACUGCACUGCACGAGGGUGGGAGCCUGCAGAUCCAUGCCACAGGCAAUGUGUUUUCCAUAAAGUGGAGAAUGGGGAAUCUCCACACAGGCAAAUACCAUAUAGUCAGGGCGAGUCUGCAGAAGUCAAGUGUUACCCUGGCUACAGUCUUCCAAAUGGUCAAGACACAGUUACAUGUACAGAGAACGGCUGGUCUCCUCAACCCAAAUGCAUCCCUGUCACGACAUGUUCAAAGAACGAUAUAGAGAUUGAGAAUGGGUUUCUUUCUGAAUCUGAUCAUACAUAUGCUCUAAAUAGAAAAACACACUAUAGGUGCAAACAGGGAUAUGUAACAGCAAAUGGAGAAACAUCAGGAACAAUUACCUGCCUCCAAAAUGGAUGGUCAGCUCAACCCUCAUGUAUCAGUGAGUACUUCAUGAUAUUUCUGCCAUUAUACUGGUGAUGUAUAAGGGUUUAGCUUUAUUCUCCUUUGAGGUGGCUGGUGUUGUUUCACUUGAAAGAUGAGUU